GAAAGAGGAAGAAAACAAAAAGCUGCCCCUUAUGGAAGAUAUAAAGGAUUCUAAGGUGAAGAGAUUUUGCUCCAAAAACAUCUUGAUCAUCCUCAGUGUCUUCUCUCUCUUGGCCGUGAUAGCUUUGAUUGCUGUGGGAUUGACCCAGAACAAACCGUUGCCAGAAAAUGUUAAGUUUGGGAUUGUGCUGGACGCAGGGUCUUCUCACACCAACUUGUACAUCUACAAGUGGCCCGCCGAGAAGGAGAACGACACAGGCGUGGUGCACCAGCUACAGGAAUGUCAAGUGAAAGGUCCUGGAAUCUCAAAAUACGCUCAGAAAACAAAUGAAAUAGACACAUACCUGGCCGAAUGCAUGAAAAUGUCCACUGAGUUGAUCCCAGCCUCUAAGCAUCAUGAGACGCCUGUUUACCUGGGAGCCACAGCAGGCAUGCGCUUACUUAGAAUGGAAAGUGAGCAAGCAGCAGACAGGGUCCUGGCUGCAGUGUCAAGAAGCCUUAGAAACUACUCCUUUGACUUCCAGGGUGCCAAGAUCAUCACUGGCCAAGAGGAAGGGGCCUAUGGGUGGAUUACUAUCAACUACCUGCUGGGCAAAUUCACUCAGAAACAGAGUUGGCUAAACCUCAUCUCAGCAAACCAGAAAGAGGCAACCUUCGGCGCGUUGGAUCUCGGUGGCGCCUCUACACAAAUCACCUUUGUGCCAGUAAACAGCACGAUAGAGGCCCCAGAAAACUCUCUGCAGUUUCGCCUCUACGGCGAGGACUACACUGUGUACACACACAGCUUCCUGUGCUACGGGAAGGACCAGGCACUCUGGCAGAAACUAGCCAAGGACGUUCAGGUUUCAAGUGGCGGGACCCUCAGGGAUCCAUGCUUCCACCCGGGGUACGAGAAGAGAGUGAAUGUCAGUGAGCUCUACGGCACCCCCUGCACCAAGAGGUUUGAGAAGAAGCUACCAUUCGAUCAGUUUCAAAUCCAGGGCACUGGAGACUACGAGCAGUGCCAGCAGAGCAUCCUGGAGCUCUUCAACAGCAGCUACUGCCCUUACUCCCAGUGUGCCUUCAAUGGCAUCUUCUUGCCACCUCUCCAUGGGAGUUUUGGGGCAUUCUCAGCCUUCUACUUUGUGAUGGAUUUUUUUAAGAAGAUGGAAAAAGACAGUGUCUCCUCUCCGGAAAAGAUGACUGAGACCUUAAAAAGUUUUUGUUCAAAGCCUUGGGAAGAGGUAAAAGCAUCCAAUCCGAAAAUAAAGGAGAAGUACCUGAAUGAAUACUGCUUCUCUGGGGCCUACAUCCUUACCCUCCUUCUGCAAGGCUAUAACUUCACAGGCAGUUCCUGGGACCAGAUCCGUUUUAUGGGCAAGAUCGAGGACAGCAACGCAGGGUGGACUUUGGGCUACAUGCUGAACUUAACCAACAUGAUCCCAGCUGAACAGCCACUAUCCCCGCCUCUUCCUCACUCCACCUACGUCAGCCUCAUGGUCAUCUUCUCCCUGAUCUUGGUCGCUGUAGCCAUCACAUGUCUGCUCAUCUAUAGCAAGCCUUCCUAUUUCUGGAAAGCGUCUGUAUAGCAGGAGCAGCCGGAAUUUGCUGUGUGGAGUGAGAGAGCAACUUUCUCAGGGAGCGUGUUCCUCCCUGCAGGGGACUCCAGAGUCCCGUCCCUGCUUUCCAGGGACAGUCUGGACCAGCACGAAGCGACUGAGGCUUUUGCUGAAGCCUUUCCUUGGGAACACUCAACCACCUCCACUGCAAGGACUUCCUGGUGAUGUUCUCUUGACUUUCCCAGCUACCUUCCCUCUCCUUUGUCCUCUGUGCUUGUGAUCGUGACUUUCAUGGUCUGCGCUUCAAAUAAAGAACAAUACCAACUUUGUCUCAAAGAACUAAGAGUCCCAAGUGCCACACUGCCCAGUGUGAGCUGGCUGUCAUAGCUUUGGGACUCCCCCUCCCCCAUCUCGUGAGAAAGCCAUGCAGUGCCUUUGGAGAGAAGAGACACAAACCCAUUCCAAGCCUGCCCUUUGGAUAGGAGGAUUUUUUGAAAUAGAUAUAUACGUGCUAAAGCCAAAGAGUGUUGUGCAAAGGAGCUGAUGUGCUUGUGCCAUUGUUGUGAUUCACCGUCUGCUGAAGAUAAGAGUGGAAGCCGUGUGUUCCUGCACAGUGCCAAGAUGCUCUCAAGAAGAGCACACGGGCCAGAGGUUUUUGAAAAGCAGAUGCACACAUUGGCAUUUUGGGGAUUCUGUGUGAUAGUAGUGUGUGUUGCUAGGAAGAAAACUACAGUUGCUACUCAGGACUGGGAAAAUAUACCCUCUAAUGCAUCUUGUAGAGCUUUUUUUUAAUGGUAAAAUACACAUAACAUAAAUUUCACCAUAUUUGCAUUCUGCUCAGUACAACGGAAUAUCAUUUAGUAAUUUACAGUGUUAUACAAUUAUCUCUAUUAUGAAGAUUUUGUUUCCAAUUAGGUGUGUAUGCAUGGGUCUGUGCACAUGAGUACAGUGAACAUGGUGGCCAGAGGAGGGUAUCAAUCCCUCGGAGCCGGAGUUAGAAGCAACCAAUUGUCAGCUGUCCAGUGUGAGUGCGGGAAAUUAAACUGGGGUCCUCUGCAAGAGCAAUGUGUGCUCUCAACCUCCGAGCCACCUCUCCAGCCCCUACGCCGCUAUUUUAUCCCCUUUUAUAACCAAGGUGUUGGCUGGGGACAAGAGCACACAUGAAUUUUCUCAAACUACAAACUGUUCCAUUGAUCACUAAGUAGACUCUGUUCCGCAGAGAUGGCUUACUGGGUUUAAAAGCCAUACAGCAUCCUAGUGUCCCAAGACUUAAUUUAGUGAGGGGGUAGGCUUUAGCCCUGCUGUGGUAUUUACACAUCAAGUGUUGCUACCCCUCUGUUAUACAACACAUGCCUUAUUUUGUUAUUUCAUGGAGUGUUUUGUGGGGUAAUGGCUAAAUGUUUAUUUUAUUAUGGAAAAGUGGAGAGGUCUUGUACCUUUCCUAUGAGUAUUGCUGCAAGAAUUAACUGUUGAGCAGAAUUGAGCAGUGAUGUAUCCUCACUCUGCCCCAAGCUGUCUGUCCAUCUCUGGUCUGGGGACGUACUGCUCAGAAAGGAAAGUUUCCCAUAAACUAGAUGUCAAGUGCUGCGUAUCUCUUGGGUAGUCAAGGCAUUUCUCCUUUUUACAAGUGUCUUCUCUUAUUCCCAAUGGAUGUGCUGACUGUAUCGUAGAUGCCAUUGACCAUCAGCUGAGCAUCUGUGGGAUAUUCUAUGCUUGGGUGCACUGUGUUCAUCUUCCCAUUCCGUUCUCACAGCAGUCUGAAGAAGGCGGCUCUUAUGGCUCCCAGUGCUCAUGGCAGAGUUGUGUGCAAACUCACAUCUUUUUUCUUUUUCUUUUGCUUUUGUUAUUGUUGUUUUGCUUUGUUUUGUUUUUGUUUGUUUGUUUUAAGACAGGAUUUCUCUAUGUAUCCCUGGCUGUCCUGAAACUCACUCACUCUGUAGACCAGGCUGUCCUUGAACACAAAUAUCCACCUGCCCUGCCUCCCUGGGAUUAAAGGCAUGGGCCACCAUACCUGGCCAUUUUCCUCCUUUUGAACACCCCACUACCACUACUGCCAAUAUGUUGGAAUUCAAAAUGACUAGUUUCCUUCAAAGAAUGAAAAUAUCUCUUGUUUAAUUACAUUUUUGUCUUGUUUCCCAGGUUCAAAAAAAAAAAUAAUGGAGACAGUUAGGUACAACCUAAUUUCAGUUCCAUUGGCGGGAAGGUUAAUCCAGGGGUCUUCUUUGGGCCCUUCUGGGUGGAGCAGGCUGAUAUCAAUUAAUUUUAAUAUUGGAUUGUUCAUUUGGUUGUAGUUAAUUAUUGUUCAUCUCUAGACUUUUACCCAGGACUCAGAAUCUGGUUCUGCUAAGCCUAUUCCUUUGCAUGUUGGUAUUUUUUUUUUCUAGGAGCCUACAAGGGCAACCAGUCAGCAGAAGUGGGCUCAUCAGGAUAUAAAUAAAAACAUGAAAUUACAGAACUAAGCUUUGUAUGUGUGUGCACAUGGGUGUGUAUGGGAGAGAAAAGUGUCACUUCAUCCAAAUAAAUAAACAAUAUCAUGUGACAUAAACAAAA
This is a messenger RNA of Microtus ochrogaster (prairie vole), 4087 nucleotides long. It is a transcript of the gene Entpd1, whose product is annotated as ectonucleoside triphosphate diphosphohydrolase 1. Gene Ontology annotation, cellular component: plasma membrane. Lineage: Eukaryota; Metazoa; Chordata; Mammalia; Rodentia; Cricetidae. The record is from RefSeq and is a predicted model, not a curated record. Gene Ontology annotation, biological process: nucleoside diphosphate catabolic process. Gene Ontology annotation, molecular function: GDP phosphatase activity; UDP phosphatase activity; ribonucleoside triphosphate phosphatase activity.